UCCACCAAUGAUUGGGUAGCGGAGGCGGGCAUUCGGCGGACGGGCACUCGGCGGGCGGGCAUGCCAAGCGCUGCUAUGGUCUUGGUCUCAGACUUCAAGACUUUUUCAUUUCUCCUAACGGUGACAACAUGGAUAUUGGAUAAGGAAUAGGAGGUCUAUCAGGCAGCAGAGAAGCCCAAUGAGUUGAUUGAAAUGAAGAACAAGAUGGUUGAGGAUUUCAUUCGUAUUAUUUAAGCAAUUCCUGAAAUCAUUGUUGCCUUUAACUAUCUACUAAAAUGGCUCAAAGGCAUUACCAUCUUUACUUAAUUUUGUUGUGCACUGGUCAGUUCAGUGUUGUUGAUGGUACAAAGCUACUUCCCAGUGUAAAUCAGCAACACUUUGUAAAUAUUCUGCAGUCUGGAAAACCUUCUUUGAUAUACUUCAAAAGAAUAACAAACCCAUCAGUCAGCCUUUUCCUUCAACAGUUAGAACUGUCAUCAGAAUCACUUGAGGAGUAUGGCAUUACAGUGGCUCAGGUCGACUGCACCAUAGAAAACGUGCCUAAAUAUUGUGAAAAUAACCUUGUCCUGAAGGAAGCCUACCUUUUCCGGGGUAAUAUAUUGCUUAGGAGCUUUGCAGUUGAUACAUUAUUUGAUGUGGAUGCAAUUGUUGCAAACGUUCUAUUUGUCUUGCUGUUCAAUGAAAUAAAGUAUGUAUCCUCAUCGGUGGAGCUCCAUGACAUUGAAAAUGAAAUGAAAGGACGAGGCGAUGUCAUUAUUACAUUUGUACGAGCAAUAGGCGUUCCAGAGCAUAGAGCCAUAAUGGAAACGGCUUUUGUUUACGGUGCCAAGUAUCAGUUCGUACUAACCACAGAACAAAGUGUUUUGGAGGACCUAGAGUUGGAGGAUUCAGAUAAACUUUCAGCAAGACUUUGGUUCUGUCAUUGCAAGAUGGUCUUAGGCAGAACUCAGCCCUGCAAGAGGUCCUUGUUUGAACAGCCGCUAACUACAGUUAAUAUACAUUCCUACCUGAAAGUGCUGGAGGCUCCGCUUGUGAUGGAAUUAUCUGUGGGACCAGAAGACGUUUCUACAGUUCAUAUGCAGUUAAAAAUGCCAGUUGUAUUUCUGUUUACACAAAGAGAGACAUAUGAACAAGACCGGCAAACUGCGGAAUCUGUAGCCUGGCAGCUACUCGGAAAAGCAGGAGUCGUUUUAGUACCAAGGGCCCAGCUGCAGUCUCGUGUGGCCAACGAUGUUACUGUAGGGCUCAGACCUGCUGGAGGAGAAUCAACCAUCAGCUAUUUAGUUAUAACAUCUGUUGAAGAAAUUAUUGAUCUCAUCAAAAGUGAAGGAAAAGAUGUACCAACCACACAAAACGAUAAUGAAGAGGAAAGUGAAGAACUGGAUUUCCGAGGUGUUCAGGAUGAUGAAGUAGCAGAAACUAUCUACCAAAACACAUGGAGAGAGCUUGACGUGGACUUAAUUCUAGCGCUAACAGACAAAAGUUUUCCUCGAAGUUUGCUGGAAACUUCCCAUGUUGUGGUGCUCUUCUAUACUGCUUGGGAUGCUGUAUCGAUGGUAUUUUUGAAAUCCUAUGUGGAGGUUUCUACCAGACUUGCAGAUCUCAAGGACCUUUUGAUGGCUCGUGUUAAUUGUGGAGAUUGGCCAGAGGUCUGCUCAACUGAGAAUGCCACACAGUUGCCUGCUGUAAAACUGUAUAGUCUGGGCAAAUACCCUUUAUUCUACACUGGAAUGUUGGGAGCACAAAGUCUGCUAGAAUUCAUUUUGCUGAGCAGAAUAGUUAAUCCUGUCCAGUUAACAACAACAGAAGAUGUUGAAGCCUUUCUAAAUGGAGAAUCGCAAGAUGAUCUCAAACCCUAUCAGCACCUUUCCGUUGUAGGAUUGUUCAAUCCAGAAAUGGAAAAAGAGAUCGAUGCCUUCACUGAAGCAGCUAAUACCCUGAGGGGCACUGUGAUCCCUGGAAGUUAUGUCGGAAAUGAUAAUCCAUAUCUCUCCCAGCAGUUUGGUGUGGCACCACCAGCUCUUGUGUUUGCGAGGCAAGAAAAGUCUCACUUAGGUGUUCAGCUUGAGGAAUCUAACACUGACGUUAUUGUAUCUGCAAUCAGAAGUUCCAUGUUGGAAACGUUUCCUGAACUCACAGUGGAAAAUCUCCCCUUCUACUUCCAACCACUGAAACCAUUGCUCAUUCUAUUUAUCGAUAAUGAUGACGGCAUAACCAUGAAAACCAAGGAAGAACUUGCAGAGUUUACCAAAUUAAGUAUGCAGAUUUAUAUCACAUGCUGGAUUGAUCUGCGAAAGACACAAGUUGGAAAAGAGAUCCUUCAAAUAUACUUGAACUACCUCCCGCAGCUACCAGCACUUAUCUUAGUGAAACUGAGCUCUGGAAGCCCUGUGUUUGCAUUUCCAGAAGAUCAGGUUAUUUCACGAGUGAAUGUGCUUUCCUGGUUAAAGAAGGUGCAGCUGGGACUGGAGCAACCCAACAAUGUGCUCCAGGAUAAGAAGUGGACACCGCCACAAGCUGCUUAUGACUUCCUGGCCAUGAUGGAUGCUGUACGUCCUGGAUUUGCAAAGCAGAGGACACCCGACUCUGCAAAGUGGGAUGAUGCCAAUGAGGGGGAAGGCGAGGCAGAGGUGACAAGCGGUGUUGAUGAGGCGAAGGAUCGCAUAGAAUCUGCUGCUGAGCCUGAAAGAGAGACCUUGCCUGAGACACUGAACAGACCUACAGUUCAGGACAACAAGAUGCAGCAGAAGGUUCACAGUGAACUCUGAUAUGAAAGCAGACUUUACCACGUAUCUCACGGCAUUAUCCAGCAUCAUUGUUCUUCCUGUCUGACAGAUAAUACAACAUGGCAAAGCAAUAAAUCACUACAAGAAGACAUUGGAUGAUAAACUUGAUUUAAACUUUUAGACUUUUAAACUUUGAGAAGAACUU
This is a messenger RNA of Leucoraja erinaceus (little skate), 2931 nucleotides long. RefSeq names its product thioredoxin domain containing 16 (gene txndc16). The record is from RefSeq and is a predicted model, not a curated record. The transcript has 21 exons. The coding region runs from base 276 to 2768 and encodes 830 amino acids. NCBI's taxonomy places the organism in Eukaryota, Metazoa, Chordata, Chondrichthyes, Rajiformes, Rajidae.